Messenger RNA from Didymodactylos carnosus, 3120 nucleotides. The record is from the annotation of a GenBank genome assembly. Lineage: Eukaryota; Metazoa; Rotifera; Eurotatoria; Philodinida; Philodinidae.
AUGGCGCAUACCGUAAAUGAUGAAAAACAUUUGAAAUCUUGUCUCUCUCAUAUCAUCGAUCUUGUUGAUAAAUGUUUACAGAAUCUGAAAGUAAAACAACGGCCUCCUACACCGACCACAAUUCCACAGCCUUCUAACAAUUCAACAGCAGCAGGAGCAAGUGACGAUGUUCUGCUUGCAAAUUCUCAACUGAAUAAUAACAUAAAUACAUUUACAUUAAAUGCGGAUGAAAAUCAAUUAUUAGAUGAAUUAACAUCGGAUAUCCAAGGAACACUUGAACAAUCUUUACCACAUUUAUCAAAAAUUUGUUCAAAUUAUGUAGAAGAUUUUUUACAUUCAUAUCAUUAUGAUCGUGGCAGUCGAACAUUUACAUCAUCUUUAACAAUGAAUGUAUUAUGUUCGUUUUAUAGUGAAUUAAAAGGCCUAUUAGCUGCAAGUGAAGCGUUUCCGGCGGCAUUCAAUGGUCAAUUAACAAUUGUUAAAGAUUUUCUAAAACAAUAUCCAAUGUUUAAAGAUAAACCCGGGCUGUGGGAAACAACUUUAUUAUAUUCAGCAGCUCGUAAUAAUCGUUUUGAUAUUGUUAAAUAUUUAAUUGAACAAGUACAUUGUUCAGUUAAUGCACAAAAUCAACGUGAUAUGAGUUAUGCAUUAGAUUCACAGACUACGGCUAAUUUCACACCGCGUCCAACGGCCGCAUCAACAGCCCUUCAUGGUGCUUGUUUUAAUAGUCAUUUACCUGUGGUUCAGUAUUUAGUAGAACAUGGAGCUGAUUAUUUCAUUAAAAAUCAAGCUUAUGAAACGCCAAUAAUGAAUGGUGAACACAAUCCAGAUAUAAAACAAUAUUUUCAAGAUUAUUUAGUGCUCGGCUAUUCUGCUGUUCAACAACAUUCUCCACGUUUACCAGAUCGACCGAUUAUGGAUGAAGAACAACGACCAUCGUCAACACCAGAUUGUCUAUGGGAAUAUAAACCAAUCCAAGAUCGUGAAUGGUAUAAAUUUUCAUCUGGAGAAGCACAUGAAUUACAUCAAGCAUUAUUACCUUCUAAAGAAGAAUUUCAACAACAAAUUCACCUGAAAGUACGUCAUGGUCUAUAUAAUAUUUCGAUGAUUGAAUUUAUUCGUUCUGGAAAAAGUGAACAAGAGCCCCAGAAAAACAUGGCUUGGGUCAGGUGUAGGGGAUCAAGUAUUCUAAAUUUUGAUUGUUUUUCGAUAUGGCAAUUGAUGUUAAUACAACAUCCCAAACUUCCGAGCAGUGGUGCAAAUUUGAUCCCAUCAUUACAAAUAAAACAAUUACCAACAUUGAUUAACAGUCGAUUUAAACUUCAAUUAAAUACAUGGUACAGCUGUGAUGCCAAAACAAACUCACUGUUAGAUGAUUCAAUGAAUUAUAGAAGAAAACAGUUGAUUGCCGUUGAUAUCCCAUUUGUUGAUGAUCAAUUACAAUUGAAUUUACAAACGUUCACCUUCACAAAUAAUGUAAAAACAAUCGCUGGUCAUUUAAGAUGGAUACCAAAAUUAAUUUCAAAUAGUGAACAAAAUAAACUGAAGGUUGUACACAUAGAUAAUUACCAAACAAUGACAAAUCUGCAACCAAUUCCUCUGACAACAAAGCAUCUGAAAGAAGUUCUACAUAUGAAAAAUGCUAAUCUUAAUCAAACAGAUGUUGAGCAAAUGGAUCAAGAUGAUGAUGUCAUAAUAACACCAAAUGAUGGAGGAGGUAAUGAAGGUGAAUCAGAUGACGACGAUAAUGGAGGAGAUUCAAGUUCAAAUAAAAAUAAUAAAAUAUCUACCACUACAGCUAACAAUGGUAUAUGGAGUGUAACUGAUUUAAAUGAAGAAAAUACCGUCAUUCAGAAACCUCCUUCUGCCGUUCCUGUUGCAACCACUACUGCUAAAAAUCUUCAAAUAUCUCCUGAUAGUUUUUUCUGUGAAACAGCUGGUCGUCUUAAACAACCACCUCUUAUCGAAAAAUCCAAUACCACAUUGAAUACUGAAGCUACAGCCGAUCUCACUUCAAAACUCGAGUCAGAAAAUCAAAAAUUAAAAGAACAAAUUGAACAACUGAAAAUCGAACAACAAACACAAUCACAACAAAAAAUGACCAAAGAAAAAGAACAACAAUUCCAAGAGCAACGUGAGCGUUUAGAUAAGCUACAACAACAAUUUAAUGAAAAAAAAGUUUUAGAACAAAAAUUAAAAGAUUAUUCCAAACAAAUUAAAACUGUUGAUUAUAAUAAUAUUGAAUUGGUUGUCGUACAACAAUAUCUUUGGUAUAAAACAGACAAAAUAUUAAAAUAUUUGAAUACGAAGCAACGAAUGGAUGAUUAUUUCGUUGGGAAAGUACCGAAAAUGGCAUUUAAUGAUAAUAAUAAUAAUGGUGAAAUAUUUAUUGUUUCAGUCACUGGAUUUCAAAUACAUCAAGAUGAAUUCAAGUUAGUUCUACAACGAAUACAAACCUUAUCAAAUGUAACACAAUCAGCAAAAGAUUAUUAUCAACGCCAAUCAACCAAGAGCGUAGAAACUCUAACACAGAUACUAACACAACAGAUUCAUCAGUCACAAGACUGGAAAUAUUAUACGAAAUAUUUUUUUCAGUUAGUUAGAGAAAAAAGUAAAGAAUAUGUAAAAUUGUUUGAUGAAUAUAUAACAAAGAAAUCAAAGCAACUCAUAGAUCAAUGUAUUGUAGAUGUUGAAUUCCAACCGUGGGUUGAAUUAAGAAAACAAACUGAUAAAUAUAUGAAAAAUAAAUCAUUCACGUCGGAAUUAGAACUGUUAAAACAGCAAGCACUUGACGAAUAUAUUAAACUACAAGUAUUAUCUCAGCAAUUAAAAUUUGAUAAGAAACCAUCAAAACGAUCAACACAGGUAAUGAAUGAUUUUAUUGAUAAAGUAAAACAAGAUUUUAAAACAAACCAGACGUAUGUAGGAAGUGAAUUUAAACAUUUUAAACUAAUACCAAAAUUGUUACAACGUAUCAUGUUAUACUAUCGUUGUUUUUAUUUACAAUUACCGUUGUAUGAAUCGGCUAAAGAGUUACUGGAGAAAAUUGAACAGAAUACAGUGAUUACAAUAGCAACAUCAACUGGAUCAGGUAAAAGAGCCCUUUUCGAAAAAGAGUGA